AGACGUUAUGCGCUACACUGUACCGUCGUCAGCCGACAAAAUGACCGUUGCUAUGUGAUGUCGUUAAGAAAUUAUAUGGAUGGCGUUCAUCUGCUCCUGUUACUGCGUUAUGCUGACUGACACGGCUUAUUAUGAGCAAAGGCUUACUUUUCUCUCGCGAUAUAAUAACAACAACAGCAAUGACAAUGCUUGUAUCUUUCUGAUGCCUAGAAGCUGCCAUGCUGUGAACAACGUGGUUCGUUCAGGUGGGGAAGGUCCUUUAGCUAGCGUCCUCUCGUCGCCUCCUCGGCCUCCGCAUCUGUCGCCUUUCCGCGAGCCCUCCUCUGACAGGAACCAACAUUGCGCAUUGCCAAGAACCGCUAGCACAACCAUUAUCAUAGUUACCAGACGAAUGAACUUGUCAUCAGUCCACAGCUAUGGCAAUGGCUUGCCACUCCGACGCGGUCGAAUAUAAUACAGGCAACGAUUUUAAGCCACUCCGGCGUUCGUCCAAACGAAAUUGUUCAGUCUUAACUGACCAGUCUAUCAGUGGAUACAAAACAACCAGAAGGAACGAAAUGCUCUUAUCGAGAAUGAGCUCAGUCGUCAGACCUCUAAGUCUCGCCCAGGUACGGUUGCAAGGUACAGAAAUGAACGGUCUAACGAGACACAAGGCUAAUAAAUUUGAGAAGUUCCUCUUGGUGUAUUUUAAAAAAUACCCUCUGGGACAAGUGCCCGACUUGGUUCCACAACACCAAAUGGAAAAAGUGCGAGAUAUGGCCCGUAUUAGGAUCAACAUUUACAUGUGUAUAGCUACUUUCUUAGGUGCUAUAGGUGCAGUUUGGAUCGGGAAAAAGCAGCAUUCUGAGGGUGUAAGCCUCCAUAAAAUUAACCUUGACUGGCAUAACGAAAUUAAAAAGGAUACAAAAAUAGAAAAGGCAAAGGAUGGAGGUGGCAGUUCCUAAAACACUCAAUAGAAAAUAGGAAUGGACACCAAUUGUAAUGAAAAGCAAUUGUUUAUGUUCGUAGUUGUACUCACUUCGUCAAAUUAACGACAGGCGCAUUUGCUGCUGCAUCGCCAAACGUUGACCUGCUACAAUGCCUAUAAUUUUAGUCUUUAUUGAGACGACAUCGUCUGCGAGAAACAAAAGAAUAAGGAAAUAGGCAGUGAAAAGAAGAAAACGUAUUUUUAUCUUGGUUUCUCAUGCUUGUUAGAGAUCUUUAUUAGAGUCAGGCAAAAAGCAUAUUUCUUUAUGGUGAUAGUAAAAUACAGUGAAAUAUUUCUGCGCAAGCACGGUGUGUGUUAAUAGGAGAACCUUGUGCCUCGCAUAAAAAAGCUGUUAAUAAAAAAAUACGACAAAGAUUAGAUGUUACAUAAUUUAACUCUUUUUUCCGU
Messenger RNA from Varroa destructor (honeybee mite), 1375 nucleotides. Its product is annotated as UPF0389 protein GA21628. The record is from RefSeq and is a predicted model, not a curated record. NCBI's taxonomy places the organism in Eukaryota, Metazoa, Arthropoda, Arachnida, Mesostigmata, Varroidae.